AGCCAAUAAGCCCAUCCUCAACCCGAACCCAACCCGUCGCUCAACUCGGUGAAGCACACGCCCUGUCAGCUACAGGUUUUAAGACUAUUACCCCCAGGCAUCUCUCAAGAGUGAUUCAAUUGGCAGCUGGAGGAUCAAGAUUGCUCGUCCGCGGCUUAUUGUGGCUCGAAGGUCUUUAGGUUAUCGAGCCUUCGAUGAUAGUGGAAGGUGGAUGAGGAUUGCACGGCCGAGCACUUUUCCGUAGGGAAACAGCACUGCAAGAGGCGGACACAGAGGGUGUAUAUAAGUUGGCUAUUCAAUACGCAACGUCCAUCAUCCAGCACCCAAAACCAAACCAAACACCACCACCCACCAUGGCAGCGAACUACCCCCUCUCCUCCACCCCUUCCCUGCAAGACCAAUUCAUUGGCAGAAAACUCACCGAUCUGCCCACGCCGUCAGUCAUCCUGGACCGCAGCCUCAUCAAGAAGAAUUGCACCGCCAUGUUGCAAGUUUGCGAGAGAUUAGGUGUUGGGUUCAGGGCACAUGUUAAAAGCCACAAGACACUGGAGCUGUCAAAGAUGAUGGUCGGGGAUGGGCGGGAAGGCUCGCCAGCACAAUUCAUCGUCAGCACCAUCGCGGAGGCGGAGAAUCUGGUGGAGUAUGUGAGGGCGGAACAGGAGAGGGGCAGAGAAGCCAGCAUUCUCUACGGCGUCCCAGUGCCUCAGGGCGCUAUACCGCGCCUCAUCACUCUCGCCAGCAGCCUCGCACCCUCGUCAAUCAACGUCAUAAUCGAUAACGAAGAUGCAUUCACCCGGUUCCACGACACUCUAACCUUCCACCCAGCCUUCGCACCUGAGAAGAAAAUCGGCGUGUUCGUGAAGAUAGAUACCGGCUACCAGCGCGCCGGCAUCGUGACCUCCUCACCCCAGUUCAAGCCCCUGGUUGAUGCCAUCCUGGCGAAAGAUGCGAGUAAAGGAGGCCAGGGCGCGGUGCUGCUCAAGGGUUUCUACAGCCACUUCGGGCACUCGUAUGCCGGGAACUCCGAGGACGACGCGGCAUCGGGGCUGAUCGACGAGCUCCUCGGUCUAGAAGUCGCCGCUCAAGCGGUCCCGGAGGAGAAGCGCAAGGGACUUGUGCUGUCAAUAGGAGCGACGCCGACGGCGACGGCGGCGCAGAACAUGCUGUCGGGGAACUCGCCGAGGGUGGAUGAAUUCCAUGUUGUCCUGGCGAGACUGAAAGAGCAGUAUGUUGUUGAGUUGCACGCUGGUGUGUAUCCGUUGCUGGACUGCCAACAGGUUGCUACUCAUGCCCGGCCAGCGGAGGGUGAAGCGAGAGAAGGAUUCCAGCCGUUGAAUAAGGAUAGUAUUGCGAUUCGUAUGCUUGUCGAAAUCACUUCCGUUUACACCGAGCGCGAGAAGCCUGAGGCCUUGGUUUCGGCGGGUAGCUUGGUGAUGGGGAGGGAGCCGUGUAAGAGCUAUCCUGGGUGGGGCAUUGUUACGGGGACGCUUGGUAACUCGAAAACAACUUCGGUGUAUGAUGAGCGCGGGGAGAAGACAGGAUGGAUUGUUGGGAGGAUCAGUCAGGAGCAUGGGAUCUUGACUUGGAAGGGGGACAGGAGCAAGUGCAAUGAGCUGGCGAUUGGGGAUAAGGUGGAGGUCUGGCCAAAUCAUGCUUGUGUUGCUGGUGCCGGGUUGGGGUGGUACCUAAUCGUGGACUCGGAGCAGGGAGGACAUGAGGUUGUCGAUGUGUGGCCAAGAUGGAGGGGCUGGUAGAGCUGUUUCCUGAGAUAGCUUUGUGUAUAGUGCUAAUCCUUACUGGUUCAU
This is a messenger RNA of Macroventuria anomochaeta, 1805 nucleotides long. RefSeq lists its product as uncharacterized. Gene Ontology annotation, molecular function: D-serine ammonia-lyase activity. The coding region runs from base 354 to 1754 and encodes 466 amino acids. The record is from RefSeq and is a predicted model, not a curated record. NCBI's taxonomy places the organism in Eukaryota, Fungi, Ascomycota, Dothideomycetes, Pleosporales, Didymellaceae. Gene Ontology annotation, biological process: D-serine catabolic process. The transcript has 2 exons.